Molecule: messenger RNA, 798 nt
Organism: Pseudozyma hubeiensis SY62
Lineage: Eukaryota; Fungi; Basidiomycota; Ustilaginomycetes; Ustilaginales; Ustilaginaceae
Exons: 1
Coding region: 1-798 (265 amino acids)
Source: RefSeq, a predicted model, not a curated record
AUGAUGUGCUUUCGCCCCAUGCUCAGGUCCACUGUCAGCCACGCGCACAAAGCCGUCGACACAGUCUCGAGAAGCCCUUUGAUCCAUAUAAGCCGACAGCAUCCUUCGGCCUUCCCAACCUUGAUCCCACGAUCCAACUCUCGAUAUCCCAUCCCCAUCCAGGCUCAUCCACGCCACUUCGCAGCCAACAUGUCGACCAACACACAGACUCACGACCCCACCGCCCAGGGCGCACACUCCAAGGGCUCCGAUCUCACCCCGCAGCAAAAGAUCGACACCCUCCUCGAGAUCACCAAGCACAUUGGCACCGGAAUGCUCACCUCCCGCUCACCCGAUGGCAAGCUCGCCUCGCGUGCCAUGGCACCCGCCACCACCGAGGGUCUCGUCUUCAGCUUCUACAUGAACACCGACUCUGGCAAGACCGACGACGUCGAGACCGACCCACAGGUCAACGUCGCCUACUUUGACCCCAAGACCACCGACUGGGUUUCCAUCUCGGGCAAAGCCGUCCUCAACAAGGAUUCGUCCAAGAUCAAGAAGCACUGGUCCAGCUCGCUCUCGGCUUGGUUCGACGACAAGAAGGAUGGAAAGCAUACUGGCGACCACAACGACCCUAGGGUGGUUCUGCUCGAUGUGCACCCGGAAGAGAUCCGCGUCUUCAAGGCCGAUGGCAAGCUCAGCGCACUCGCUCAGACCGCAAAGGCGGCCAUCAGCGGUCACGCUGCUAGCCCCGGUAAGCUCGUCGUAAUUACCAGCCAGGAGAUCCAGCUCGCUUCCCCCGCGCACAAGCCUUUGUAG